AUGAGCUCCUACAACAAGACCGACGCCGAGCUCGACGCCGACUGGCAGCCCAGUGGCCGUCGUCCCCAGUCCACAAUAGCUCGCUCCUUUAGUGCGGAGCUCAUGGACAUCUUCAAGAUCGAGAACAGCAUCGAUGACCUCGACAACCAGGUCAAGACUCGCCAGCAGCAAGUGCGUGGUCAUACCAGCGAGCUCGAAUCUCUCGAGGCCCGCAUCCGCGAGAUGGAGGAGCGCCUCAAGAGCGGAGGUGCUGCCGUGCCCAUGGGCUCGCCUCGCGGCCAGCGACCAGCCGUCGACGGCGCUUUCCAGACAGCUUCGGCCGACGACGCCCAGAAGACCCAGACGUCACGCCCCAACACUGCCAAGCCAACCCAGCAGCAGCAGCCGCUCCACGGAGGUGCCAUGCCCCCUACCCCCACAGCCAGCGAAGACGGCGGUGACCGCGACCAAUAG
Microdochium trichocladiopsis is the source of this 453-nucleotide messenger RNA. RefSeq lists its product as uncharacterized. Lineage: Eukaryota; Fungi; Ascomycota; Sordariomycetes; Xylariales; Microdochiaceae. The transcript is spliced from 4 exons. The coding region runs from base 1 to 453 and encodes 150 amino acids. The record is from RefSeq and is a predicted model, not a curated record.